CAUCUGACCUGUAUAGGGGGAAUCUACAGGCCUGAAGCAGGUGAGAACGUUGACAUCUUUCCUAUACGAGGUAUCUCCAGGCCUGAAGCGGGUGAGAACUGUGCCCUCUUCCCUAUACGAGGUAUCUCCAGGCCUGAAGCGGGUGAGAACUGUGCCCUCUUCCCUAUACGAGGUUUCGCCAGGCCUGAAGCGGGUGAGAACUGUGCCCUCUUCCCUAUACGAGGUAUCGCCAGGCCUGAAGCGGGUGAGAAACUGUGCCCUUUUCCCUAUACGAGGUAUCCCCAGGCCUGAAGCGGGU
This is a messenger RNA of Staurois parvus, 298 nucleotides long. Lineage: Eukaryota; Metazoa; Chordata; Amphibia; Anura; Ranidae. The record is from the annotation of a GenBank genome assembly.